This is a messenger RNA of Vairimorpha ceranae, 1158 nucleotides long. RefSeq lists its product as hypothetical. The record is from RefSeq and is a predicted model, not a curated record. NCBI's taxonomy places the organism in Eukaryota, Fungi, Microsporidia, Nosematidae. The transcript has a single exon. Bases 1 to 1158 code for a protein of 385 amino acids.
AUGAAUGAUAAUCAAUUUAGCUCUAAUUUAUUAACAGAUUGUACAGGUAAUGAUUUAAAUAGACGAUAUAAAAAUGUUGAUUUUGAUUUAUUUAAUUUUUCUUCCUCAACAGCUGCAUCAAAUGAUUUGAUGACACACAGUUGCACAAGAAGUACAUCUAUUACUAAUGUAUCUAAAGAACAAUAUUGUGCGUCAGAAGAGUCAAGAAAUGACACAAAAUGUCUCAAAACUUCAACCAGUAGUAGAACUGAUACAUCAGAACAUUCUUACUUGAAUAGAUUUUGGAAUGAUGAUAAUAAUUUAUUAUCACAAAAAAAUCAAAAUGAUUUAUUACAAGAGCAAUAUGGUAAUUCAAAAAAUAACACCUUUUUACAGAAAAAUUAUAAUGAUUUGGUUUUAUUAAAUUAUCAACCUAACCAAUUAGUGACCAAUAAUGAUAUAAAUGAACCAAGUGCUGUUCAAACAGAUGCUUCAUUUAAUGUUGGUGUUUCGUCCACGAUUAAUAACACUGAAAGUAAUUUUUCUUUUAAUAAUGCUUACCAAAAUGAUAACAACGUAAAAGAUAAAAGAAAAAAAUUUAAAACUAACAAAGUAUCUAGUAUUCAAAUAAAUGGUAAUGAAAUUACAUUAAAAUCUAAAAGAAAAAGAAAAACUAAGAAAGCAACUCUAAAAAGUCAAUUUACAGCUAGCGAGCGCGAACUUUUUGAUAAAUACAAGAACACUGAAAAGAACUUUAGAAGGUUUUUUAGACUUAAAAUUAAAGAUCAAAUGCCGCAAUUUAUUAAGAAACUAGAAAUAUCUAAUCUUUCUAAUGAUUUGAAACAAAAGUCAAUUCUUGCUCUAAGAAAUCUUUUAAGUUUUUUAGAUACGAUAAGUGCAAUAAAAGUUAAUACGAGAAAAGCUAAAAAUAAGAAAGAAUUUUUAAAUUCAUUUAAUCUAGCAUUUAUUAAAUUUAGCAUGUAUACAGGUGUGUCUCAAGAACUUUUAGUUUUUAAAUUGAUUUGUAACAAUUUACAUCGUGUUGGUGAUAGCGUUUUUUGUAGUUUUUUUGGUUGUAAUUUUUAUAAAGUUAACAGGUAUCUAUUUCGCAUUGACAGAAGAUUUAAAUCAUUUAACAAUAGACUAUUAAAAUUAAGAGAAAUAUUUGAAAAAAAAUGA